CUUUAGCUAGUGUUGAAUCAACGGUCUCAGUAGAGCUACAGCACGACAGAAGAGUUGUAAAGUAACAGCAAUGCAGGACUUUAAUGGAUAUUGUGUUUCCUUCUCUGCAGUGCUGCUGUUUGGUGUUCUUCAGGGUGUGUGUGUUGUUUUAGCUGAUACAAACACAGUGGUGUACAGAGCUACUGGAACCUCACUGGAUCUAAUGGUGAAACAUCCUAAAGACUCAGUGUCAAGUGUAGAGUGGGUCUUCAAUGGGAAUGUGAUUUCUAAAUACUCUAAAAGUGAAGCUUACUCACAUCAGGAAUCCCAGUUCACUGGACGGUUAAAAGAAGAUAGUGAUAAAGUUGGAGUAACUGUACAAGAUCUUCAACCCCAAGAUGCUGGGAAGUUCAAAGUGGUUGUAGAUGGAACUGAAGAACAGUAUCCAACAGAGACAUUUACAGUUUAUAUUCAAAACCCCAUAAUAUCUGUGCAGAUUGAGAAGAAUCAGACAUGGAAAAUGUCCACAAACAGCUGUGAUGUCGAUGUGAAAUGUGCAGCACUCGGAUCUGAGAGUGUUUCCUAUCUGUGGAGCGGCUAUAAGACUGCUAGUGGAGCUCAACUGCAGUUCACUCUCUCACCUGCAGGAGGAGCUGUUACACUGAACUGUACUGCAAAUAACAGAGUCAGCUCCAGUUCUGCUUCAGAGAAACUCAGCUGUAGUGAAAAUCCCAGUAAUAAUCCAGCUCCCCUGUCAGUGCUUAAACUGAUCAGUAGUCUAGUGGCAGCCUGUCCAUAUCUGGUAGUGACCAUCAUUCUCUGUGUAAUAUGUUUCAGAGCUCAAGGUCAUCAUGACAACCAGCAUGUUGUAACUGAGGAGUGAGCACUGUUUUUGUUUUGUUUUGUUUUGUUUUGUUUUGUUUUGUUUUGUUUUGUUUUGUUUUGUUUUGUUUUGUUUUGUUUAAAUUACAUGUUUUUAUUCAGUUCAGUGUAUAGUUUACAUUUUUAUUAAUUAUAAUAAUAUUUUCAUUUACACUCAGACUUCAGGGACACAGCAUGCGUUUAUUGUUAUUCUUAUCUUUGCACUUCUUUAGACUUACUGGUGGAUAUUCUAGUCCAGAUUAGGGGUCACAACAGUGCAUACCCUUGUAACAGCAUGUGAUAUCUUAAUGGCUAAGGUGCUGUGCUACUGCAGGUUGUUUGUUCAAAUCCCAGGUCCACCAAGUUACCACUGCUGAGCCCCUGAGCAAAAGCCUUAACCCUCAAUUACUAAGUUGUAUAAAAUGUAAGUCACUCUGGUUAUAAGUGUCUGACAAAUGCUGUAACUGUAAAUAAUUGAUAAGAAAUCCUCUGGAUUUUGAAUAUCUUCCAUUGUUACAUCAACUGAUUACAUUACCACUGCAGUAUUUUGCUCCUUUUUUAUUAAUAAAGUCUAUUUGUUUUACUCUGCA
Tachysurus vachellii is the source of this 1430-nucleotide messenger RNA. RefSeq lists its product as uncharacterized. The record is from RefSeq and is a predicted model, not a curated record. The transcript is spliced from 5 exons. Bases 71 to 862 code for a protein of 263 amino acids. NCBI's taxonomy places the organism in Eukaryota, Metazoa, Chordata, Actinopteri, Siluriformes, Bagridae.